AUGUGGAAUCAGGGUAAGUCCGCGUUCAACAUGAACGUGGACACGGACGACGCCCGUCGUCGAGCGGAGAGGGUGAUGGAGACCGCGGCGCGGUCCGGCGCCGCCCUUCCCCUGCACAGCACUUGGGUCCGAAAGAUCGACGAUUCGGACCCGAAGAGCCGGUGGAUAGUGGAGGGGUCCAAGCCGGAUGCGACCGCGAACGACCCGCUCGCGGCGCACCUGGACCUGGAGGCCGCGGUGGGCCGCCCGCCCUCGGCGAUGGGGCUGGCGGACGGGGACUCAGACUCGAGCAGCAAUUACGACGACUCCAGCGACUCGGAAUCCCGGGGCAAAAAGUCGUCGAGGAAGCGGAAGGAACGGGACGGCUCCAGCGACAGCGACCGGAAGGGAUCGAAGAAACGGAAGAAGGAGGGCAAGAGAAAGAAGCGGAAGAAAGAGAAGAAGUCGCGAAGGGACGGGAAGAGGAGCAAGAAGAGCAAGAAGAGCAGGCGGUCGUCGUCGUCGUCGUCGAGCGACGGUGAAGCAUCCGGCGACUCCGACGGCGGCGACCGCAAACGAAUCAGCGCGGUGAGCGGUAAGAAGAUCAAGCUCAAGCUCGAGGGGACCAGCGCGAGGACGGACGCGGAAGAUAAGCGGCGGCAGGCGUACCUGCGGAGCCUGAACGCGCACGUCGACAUGUCGCACCUCACCGGACGAUGAUGA
This is a messenger RNA of Micromonas commoda, 702 nucleotides long. RefSeq lists its product with no specific name. The record is from RefSeq and is a predicted model, not a curated record. Lineage: Eukaryota; Viridiplantae; Chlorophyta; Mamiellophyceae; Mamiellales; Mamiellaceae. The transcript has a single exon. The coding region runs from base 1 to 699 and encodes 232 amino acids.